AUACAGUGCACAGACCAGCUUCUUCCCUGUCUGAGCUGCAGCCAUGCAGCAGCACGUGGCAGUGGUGCGUGGCUGCUGCUGACCACCGCCCCCUGGAUGGGUUUACUGCUAAGCCGGCAUUGUUUCGUUUUGGGCUGCCAUGAACAAAGCUGCUGUGCACUUCCGUGUAUGUGAACGCAGUUCUCGUGCGUUCCGAUACUGGCACUGUAGGGUAAGGGUAAACCUGUGUCUAACUCUGAAAGAGCCUCCAAACCCUUUACAUAUGUUCCUUCAAAGACUUGUCUCUAAUGUUGGGACGGAGAGACUAUGGGUGCUAGACAGAGGCAGGCUGGGCCGGCUGGCAGUACAGAGAAUUGACCGGGCCCGGGAAGUUUGUACAUGUAGGUUAUAGUGAGGAGAGUCGCUGGCCUUCCCAGAGGGACCUCUCGCCCGCGGGCGGUGGGGCUGAGCUGUCCCGGGCCGUCCCCGGCGCCUCGGCGCUGGCCCCCGCGUCCCACUCCUGGUGUGUUCGGCAGCGUCCGGGCGACCCCUGGCGGCCAGGCCGGAGAGGACAUCGCGGAGGUGGAGGGUCGCUGGCGGGGUGGGUCCGUGGUGCCCACUUGCGCGAACCUCCCGGAUGCAGGGGUCCCGAGCGCGGGCGCAGACCUUCCAGCAGUGGCUAGGCUACCGUUGGAUGCAAGGGGUAAUGCUUUGAUUGGCGGAGUCUUUGGUGUCAAAUGUCGCCCCAAUUGGUCAGCACGGAGCAGACUCCGCGUCGGAACUACUACCGCCAUUGGUCCCCACUAGGCCGGAAGUGCCUCCGCAGCGGACAAGUCAGACUGCACUCACUCGCCCAAGGCGCCGCUCAUUGGGCCGGGGUAGGGGGCGUGGCCCAAUCCAAGCUGAGAAAGCGCGGAAGCAGUAGCCGUAGCACUGGCGCGGGAAUAGGACGGGGUUGGGGGUUACUCAUCGUUGCUGGGCGAUCGAGUGAGGCGGGUCACGGCUGCCGGCUAUAUGGGGCGGCGGCGGCCCCGGGUGGACAGGGCGGAUGCGGCAAGGGCCUUGCCCGAGGCCAUCGCCGCGCUGAGUCGGACGCUGCCCGCCGGUCCCAGCCCCGAGACAUUUCGCCGCGCCAAGUUCGACCUUCCGGAGGCGGCCCCCGCGCUCUGGCAGCUGCUCUUCCGCGUGCUCUCGCAGCUGCGGGCUGGCGGCUCCACGGCCACCCUCGCCCCGGAGGCCCAGGCCCGCUGGGUGAAGUCAGAGCUGCUCUCCCAAGGCUACCCCCGGCAGGGACUCACUCAGCUCCCCGAGGACGGCUCCCGGGGCAGCCGGGAGCUGCUCCUGGCUCUUUCCUGGCUUCUGGCCCGGGAGCCUCUGCCCGAGCGGCUGGUGGCCCAGACCCGCGUGCACCUGGGUGACGAGAUGCCUGUGUGUGAGUGUGACAUCCUGGCCAGCCCAGGCCUGCCUGCACCAGGAGCGGAAGCAGAUGGCCCCCUGGACGUCCGCCACCUGCAGUGGCUGAUGGGAAAGCUGCGGUUCCGGUGGCGAACCCUGAUGGCCAGUCAGCAGGAGCAGUGUGCCCUCCUGGGCAAGAUCCACUGGUUCACUCGAGGCUGCCACAGUGACCGCUGCCUGGGCCACCUGUCUGUUGCCGAGACGGAGCUGCUCAGGGACCCUGAGAGUGGCUGGCAGCUGCUGCGGAGGCUGGAGAGAGAGAACGCACGCCUGGAGGCCGCUCUGGAGUGGCGGCGCCGGGAAGUGGUCUUCUGGCCCUGGAUGGACACGGUCCUGGGAGCCUGCCCCCCGGAGGCCGCACAGCCCUCGUCUGUGCCCAGGCCCCGCAAGUUUGGGGUUGAGGAGCUGGAGCAGCAGCUGCAGGCCCUGCAGGAGGAGCUGCGGGCGGCGGUGGAGGCCCGGCGGGCAGCCUGGGAGGCCAAGGUUGGAGGCCAGAGCCCAGAGUGGACCGUCGCCCAGCGGGCCGCACAGGAAGCUGUAGGUCAGGAGCUGGUGGCCCUGCAGCAGGCCUGGGAGCAAGGUGGGGGCCUGGCCCGGGCCCAUGGGCCCUACCGGCUGGUGAGGACCGAGGCCGGGGUGCCAGCGGGCCUGGGCCUGCAGGCUGCCCAGGUGAUCAGGGUGCUGCAGAGCCAGGAGGCCUGCCUGGAAGAGAUGCUGCGCCAGCUCCAGGCCCAGUGUCAGCAGCAGCUGGCCAGGCUGGCGGGAGCCCUGCCCAGCCUCAUCUGGAUCCUGCCGCCUGGACGCUGAGGAUAACUCUUGUGACCUGGCCCAGCCUCAGACAGGCAGAUUCCACGCUGAGUGGCCGCAGGCGCAGGGUUGACGUAGAAGCAGGAUCCCAGUCCCUGGGCCCUGGGUUCAGCCCCACUUUGGACAGAGCUCGGCCCCAGGCCAACAGCAAGCGGAGCUGCACAGACAUUCCCUGCUCAGGAGGUCAUGGCAAGUUCAGUGAGGUGGCCACGGGCUUUCAGGGUUGAGAGGGGACUUGGAAGUAAAUGUGGAGGCCACCCUGCAGGGGCCAGGCUGUUGGCUGCACCUCCACCACACUCUUAGGUUGCUGUCUGGGGUCGUGAGUGGGAGGGAGACCCUGGCAGUGGCGCCUGGCCGGGGCGGGGCCUGCAGCACAGGGUGGUGUCAGGGCCCUGGGGGAGGGCAUUGCCCUGGAUGCCUUCUCUGUCCCUCAUCCUGGCUGUCAUUGUGCCACGUGGGCUGCGCCUGCGCCUGGCAUGUGUGUGGGGGCACCUGGAACGGGGGGAGAGGUGGUGCAUGGGGUGAGGGGGAGGCCACCGUGGACAGAGGGGCUUUGUCCCUGAGGUUGCUCGGCAGGCGGGGCUCGGUCCUGACAAAGAGCUGUCUGUGUGCAGGGGGUGUGCCCUCAGCUGCUGCCACAGUGGCCCCCCAGGAGGCGCAGGCGGCCUCAGCGCCGUCCCUUCUGCAGGCUCCCCUCUUCCCAGGACGGUCGCGUCCCAAAGCCCAGCUGCUGCUGAGCCAGCAAAGGGGCCGGUAGGAGGGCUGCCUCCUGUAGCUACCACUGGCCAGCUGGGGCCUGUGGCCGCUCCCACCCCCAGGACCUCCUGCCCACUGUCCUCCUGCUGGAAAGGUCUCUCCUCGGCCUCCCCUGCACAUCCCUGAGCUUGUCCUGGGGCCAGUCCUCAGGACAGAGAGUCCCCAGGCCUGUGCCCCCUGUCCUGGCCCGAAGCCUCUCUCUACGCCCUCAGCACCACUGUUCCAGCUGCCCUGGGUCCCGUCACUCCCUGUUGGCUCCAGCUAUGGCCCUGGACACAGGGGGCUUGAUCCUCCACCUGCACCCUGCACCUCUGUGAGGUCACUCCUGGACUCCCUGCAGCCGUCCCUCUGCUGUGCCCUGGGCCAUGUGGAGUGCCGGUGUCCAUGAUGGCCACCAGCCCUUGUGACCCUGAUUGUUAAGAACCUAAGUGAAUAAAUGGAGCUGUCACUUCUCAAACUGAUCCGUAGCCAUUAUACUCUUGGUCACC
Messenger RNA from Artibeus jamaicensis (Jamaican fruit-eating bat), 3485 nucleotides. It is a transcript of the gene TEDC1, whose product is annotated as tubulin epsilon and delta complex 1. The transcript is spliced from 8 exons. NCBI's taxonomy places the organism in Eukaryota, Metazoa, Chordata, Mammalia, Chiroptera, Phyllostomidae. The record is from RefSeq and is a predicted model, not a curated record. The coding region runs from base 994 to 2241 and encodes 415 amino acids.